AUGGAGAUCAAUAAGGAUGAGGCACUUCGUUGUCUCUCGAUUGCAAAUAACCAUUACAGCUCAAGAAACUUUACGGCUGCUGUAAAGUUUGCUAAAAAGUCAAUUUCUCUUUUCCCCACGGACCAGGCAAAGACAUUUCUGGAGAAGGCCGAGAAGUCAAUGGCCUCAGAACCUCCUUCAACAGGAAAAUCGACAGCUGUCCCGACAAGACAAGCUUCUGAACCAGUGCCUGAGAAGAAGUACACAGCUGAACAAACAAAAGCUGUACGGGAAGUACUGUCCUGUGGAACAAAUUACUACAAGGUUUUGGCUGUGGAAAAGACCAGUUCUGAUAGUCAGAUAAAAAAGGCUUAUCGAAAGCUUGCCUUGCAAUUCCACCCCGACAAAAAUGGCGCACCAGGAGCAGACGAAGCAUUUAAAUUAAUCUCAAAGGCAUUUACAGUCCUUUCUGAUCCUCAGAAGAGAGCAAUUCAUGAUAGUGGUGGAGGGGAUCCGGAACAACGUGCAAGUCAACCACAUCCUGGGUUCUCUGCUCAUAGAACCCACUCUGGAUACAGAGAGGAAGUGUCUCCUGAAGAACUUUUUAAUAUGUUUUUUGGUGGAGGGAAUUUCCCAAGACGCGGUGCAGGCCAUCGUACGUUCAAUUUUGCUCAGGCCCAGGCUCAGGCACGACAACAAAGACAAGAAGGCACAAACGUAGCUGGGUGGAUUCAAGUCUUACCCCUCCUACUUCUUUUUGCCUUUACAAUCUUAUCUGCAUUUUUAACCUCCGACAACACACCACCGCUCUACAGUUUCUCUCCUUCAGCUACAUACACCCACAAGCGGGCGACUAAAAGCCAUCACGUUCCGUAUUAUGUAAACCCAAAAGCGUUUAAAGCAUCUGAGCAGACACGACACAAACUGGCUCGAGUAGAGAAAGAAGUAGAAUCGGAUUGGGUACACAAUCUCCACCAGACUUGCCAGGCAGAGCGCCGGGAACGAGCAAACAGAAUAACUCUGGCGCGGGGUGUACUAUUUGGUAUCGGCCGAGAUGAAAAGAGAUACCAAGACGCCUUGAAAAUGCCGACAAAGAGUUGCGACGAACUUAAGAAAUUUGGC
Molecule: messenger RNA, 1101 nt
Organism: Phycomyces blakesleeanus NRRL 1555(-)
Lineage: Eukaryota; Fungi; Mucoromycota; Mucoromycetes; Mucorales; Phycomycetaceae
Exons: 3
Biological process (GO): cellular response to misfolded protein
Cellular component (GO): endoplasmic reticulum membrane
Molecular function (GO): Hsp70 protein binding
Source: RefSeq, a predicted model, not a curated record